Messenger RNA from Alligator mississippiensis (American alligator), 939 nucleotides. RefSeq names its product olfactory receptor 5AR1-like. Gene Ontology annotation, biological process: G protein-coupled receptor signaling pathway; sensory perception of smell. The transcript has a single exon. The coding region runs from base 1 to 939 and encodes 312 amino acids. NCBI's taxonomy places the organism in Eukaryota, Metazoa, Chordata, Crocodylia, Alligatoridae. Gene Ontology annotation, cellular component: membrane. Gene Ontology annotation, molecular function: olfactory receptor activity; G protein-coupled receptor activity; odorant binding. The record is from RefSeq and is a predicted model, not a curated record.
AUGGCUGACAGGAAUCAUACUACAGUAACUGAGUUUAUACUUCUGGGAUUCACGGAGAACCCAAAGCUGCAGAUCUUCUUCUUUACAGUCUUUCUCUUCAUCUACCUGCUGAUUCUAUUGGGAAACCUUGGGAUGUUCAUGUUAAUUAGAAUAGACUCGCAACUUCACACUCCCAUGUACUUUUUCAUCAGCAACUUGGCCCUCCUGGACGUUGGAUACUCCACUGUCAUUGCUCCCAGCACACUCAUGACUUUGGUCAGAGAGAGAAAAGUAAUUUCAUUCUCUGGCUGUGCUUUGCAAUUCUUCUUGUUCUGCAUUGCUUUGUCCUGUGAAUGUUGCCUGUUGGCAGUGAUGGCGUAUGACCGAUUCACAGCCAUCUGCAACCCACUACUUUACAGUGUCAUCAUGUCCAAACCAUUCUGCAUGCUACUGGUUCUCAGUUCAUACUUCAUAAGCUGCUUGUACUCAACAAUUCAAACAAUAUUUAUAUUUCGCUUGUCCUUCUGUGAUUCCAACAUCAUCAAUCACUUUUUCUGUGAUGUGCCCCCCAUCCUGAAGCUAUCAUGUUCUUCAACGCAUGUCACAGACAUUAUUCAUUUCACUUGUGCUACUGUGGUUGUCACAUCUACUAUCCUAAUCAUCCUGGUCUCUUACAUAUAUAUUAUAUCCGCUAUUCUAAGGAUGAAUUCCACACAAGGCAGAAACAAAGCCUUUUCUACCUGUGCUUCCCAUCUUUUGGCUGUUACCAUUCUCUAUGGAACGGGCUCUUUCAUGUAUUUACGGCCAAAUUCAAAGUACUGUAUGGAUCAAGACAAAAUAAUUUCUGUGUUUUAUACCCUGGGAAUCCCCAUGCUGAACCCCUUGAUCUACAGUCUGAGGAAUAAAGAAGUAAAAGAGGCAUUUAAGCGGCUAAUAGGCAGGAAGGUAUUUUUUCAAUGA